Messenger RNA from Colletotrichum scovillei, 1176 nucleotides. RefSeq lists its product as uncharacterized. The record is from RefSeq and is a predicted model, not a curated record. Lineage: Eukaryota; Fungi; Ascomycota; Sordariomycetes; Glomerellales; Glomerellaceae. The transcript has a single exon. Bases 1 to 1176 code for a protein of 391 amino acids.
AUGACGUCUGAGAGACCAACAAACCAGCAAACCCAAGAUCCCGUCGAUGAACAGGCUGGACGAACGUAUCCCACUUGGCCAGAGGUAGAAGAAUGCCAACACCCCCCAUUCCCAGAGCCGUCAACUCACAGCCCGUGGCCUCUGACGUCUCGAGAUUUUCCACCAUACGUAUCACUGGUCGUGGGGUCGUAUGGCGCAACACCGCUGCUGAAUUUCACUGCUCAAAACUUUCACGAGUGUGAGCUUCGACCGCAGCAGGCUGCGGCUCGAGCUGGAUUUAAGAAGAUUUACCGCGACGCACUAAUCCUAUCCCAAGCCUGGAGAAAUCUCACCCCGGAGGCACUCAAGUCGUUUGAGAAAGGUGGUGGCUCGGAAGAAGUCAAGUCGAUGGCGCAAAGCCUCGAAAGCGCGCUGUACACAAUGAUGUUGCAUCUUGACGACUUUUACUUCCUUGGUGCCUUGACGAGACCUCACCACAAUCUAACUGCUAGCUCGCAAACUCAUUCGCUAACAAAGUUGGAGACCGGAUUUGGUGUUUUGAAGGGCACAGUCUCGGCCGCUGCGGGGAGACCGGGGGAAGCAGAAGAGCAUCGCGGGGACGGAGGGUGGUUCUCGGUAAUUCGGCUCUGGCUCAAAUGUUCAACAUCUGCCAUCUGGAAUUCUUUCUGUGGAGAGGAAUCAUUCGAUAUUAUCCCAUUUGAAGAGUCGGUCGUGGUUCUCAUCCAUGAGAUGGUACACGCCUACCUCCAAAUGUUUCUUUGCAGACGUCCUCAAUGCGAGAGGGAUCGACUCAACACGGAUGGCCUCUCUGGUCAUGGCCGUACUUUCCAGAAGCUGCUCGCAUUGAUCACAGUAGAGUUCCAGGGAUGGCAUGGCUCUUUACGGAAUAUUAUUGAGGAUAGGUGCUAUGAGGGCACUUGGGUUGACAGUUUCAACGACGAUGUUGAGCAGGCUGCCAUUGAAGCUGCCAGAAGCAGAGGCGAACUUGCUCAAUAUCUUCCACUGAGAGCGGAUAGCUGCCGCACGCUCGUCCGAAUUGUCAAUAAAGAGCUCCCCAAUGGAGAGCGGACGUCUAACGUUAUCUAUCGGCAGCCCGGAUCCGACAUUCCACCAAAGGCUGACGAGGACCCAGAUUACGUGUAUGAUGAGGACGGCGACGUUAAUAUGGACCUGUAG